Messenger RNA from Lindgomyces ingoldianus, 1285 nucleotides. RefSeq lists its product as uncharacterized. The coding region runs from base 60 to 1037 and encodes 325 amino acids. NCBI's taxonomy places the organism in Eukaryota, Fungi, Ascomycota, Dothideomycetes, Pleosporales, Lindgomycetaceae. The record is from RefSeq and is a predicted model, not a curated record. The transcript is spliced from 2 exons.
UUCCAGUGUUGUACCACUAAUCACACAUCUCACCACAGCAAUUAGGAUAUUACGUCAUCAUGAGUCUGUCUCCAGUCGAGCAACUGCCUCUCGAACUCCUCCAAGACAUCUUUCUCCAAUCCGGGCCAAACCUCGCGCUCCCCGCCGCAUCCCACCACAUCGCCGCCAAGCUCUCCAACGACUACUGCUACCAUGCCACAUGCACAGAAUACCUCACCCAAAAUCUCGACUCACGAGUGGAGCAGUCCCGAGCCCAGACGCGCAUCUUCUCAUACAAAUGGAUGACAUGGGAAUACUUCCAAGCAUUCGUGAAUAAGACCUACGCGAGUUGCGGGUGUCUGUGUGGCAAGACACAAGACGAAGGCUGCUUCGACCCCAUCUGGCCUCCAGACUUCCAAGAUGCAACCAACAUGGUCUUCAGCCGAAGCCAUCUACCUGCUCUGUCGUUCAUCAAGUGUCGUCUCCCCGUUAAGCUGCUUCAUGGACCGUGGGAAAGGUCGAAAAUUCACUUCCUUCGAUUCUUGCUCUGGACAACCUCCAUGACGGUGGACUGGGGCAACCACGACGCUCGGAAGCUUGCUCUCGAAGGAAAGAAGCAGGCUAUACUUGACCGGAAUCUAGAGGUGGUGGAGCUCUUCAAUCACAAUCGUCGGCUUGGCAAGGCCCCUGGCCUCGACAUGGUGCGCUUCACCGUUAUUCAAGGCGGGUGUGACCGGUCCAUUGUCUACGACACCAUGUCCACUGCACGCACUUGGGGUUUGAGGGGAGAUGGGUGGAGGGAUUUGAAGUUGGAUCAGUGGUGCAAGCAGAAGAUCGCAGAGGGCGAUCCGAAAGGAAAAUGGCUGAAACUGAAAUUAGAAGAACUGAGGACAACCCAUGGUCCUGUAGGAAUUGCAGAGAAUGGAGGCGAGACGGAGCCACGAGCCAUCUUUGGUUACAUGCAUCCGAAGUCUGGGGAUUAUGAUAACGUGGAGGGUGAUAAGCUAGUCAUCACACCACAUAAGUGGAAUCAGUUGUGCGCCGAGGGUGGGUUAUAAUCAGCAGGAUAUGGGACAUUGAGCCGGCCUAUUGGAGCCUUCAUCACCUCAUCACAUGGAGGGCUGAACGGCCCUAUUCUGGUCGGCUACCGGAUGGCAUCCCUAUGGUUCCCGACGUGCCAGUCUAUGUUUACAUGAGACACGCUUGGGAAGCCAGGAUAACGGGUGGAUUUUGGAGUCACCUGGCUCCAAGCAGUCGUCGGUGAAAGGCUAUCCAGCGUUUUGAUGCUUUCUAGGAUUGGUAGGCG